Molecule: messenger RNA, 1352 nt
Organism: Tinamus guttatus (white-throated tinamou)
Lineage: Eukaryota; Metazoa; Chordata; Aves; Tinamiformes; Tinamidae
Source: RefSeq, a predicted model, not a curated record
ACGGAGCUGGUGCUCGACAACUGCCGAUCCAGCAACGGCGAGAUAGAAGGGCUGAACGAUUCCUUCAAAGAGCUGGAGUUCCUGAGCAUGGCCAGCGUGGAGCUGACGUCGCUAGCCAAACUCCCCACGCUGAGCAAGCUCCGAAAGCUGGAAUUGAGCGACAACAUAAUUUCCGGAGGCUUGGAGGUCCUCGCAGAAAGAUGUCCAAAUCUCACGUAUUUAAAUCUAAGUGGCAACAAAAUCAAAGAUCUUGGCACUGUGGAAGCUCUUCAAAAUCUUAAAAACUUGAAGAGCCUCGACCUGUUCAACUGUGAGAUUACAAACCUCGAGGACUACAGAGACAGCAUUUUUGAGCUGCUGCAGCAAAUCACCUACCUAGAUGGGUUUGAUCAGGAAGAUAAUGAAGCACCGGACUCUGAGGAUGAUGAGGGUGAUGAAGAUGAUGACAAUGAAGAUGAGGGUGAAGCUGGUCCACCAGGGGAGUAUGAAGAGGAAGAUGAUGAAGAUGAUGGAGGUUCUGAUUUGGGGGAAGGAGAAGAGGAGGAGGAAGUCGGUCUUUCGUAUCUGAUGAAAGAGGGAAUCCAGGAUGAAGACGACGAUGACGACUACGUUGAAGAAGGAGGUGACGAGGAGGAGGAAGCAGAGGGUAUUCGAGGGGAGAAGAGGAAACGAGACCCUGAAGAUGAAGGCGAGGAAGAGGAUGAUUAAUUUGUUAGAGACACGAGUAGGACCAGACUCUUAAGUUACAGAAUACGCAAUAGUGAUUAUGCAGAUCUGUAUGUCUCCAUGUACCAUAGAUGUCCCUACAGAAGAUAUGUUAACUUUUUAUAGGAAAAGUGUGGUUUUACUAUUCUUGCCCUUUUUAUCAUUCCAAAUAAGAUAUAAUAGCCUGUUAGUGAACCUAUGUGUAGAAAACAGUUUCCAGCCCUAUAAUCACUGAAGCCAUUGUCACUUUUCCCCUAGAAUUUUAUUUGGAGCUCUUUAAUUUUAUACAAGCUUGCUGUGUUGGUCAUCAUUAGCCUGGAGUUACAACAUUCACUUUACAUUGGUUUAGUAUUGUGGAUUUCUUUCAAGAUUUUAAAGUUUUUAUACGGAAAAAGCUCAAGUCAGAAAUGCUAUAUGACAAACUCAAGGCUGCCUCAAAUGAGAAGUUUGGUCAUAGCCUGAGUUUACCAGGGAUUCCAUUUGAAAUCAACAAGUAGAUUAGAUCUUUAUUUCAGCUUUUUAGAAUGUGAUUUCUGUAUUUUUUUGGUCUUCCCUCCCAUUUUGUGUGUUACAUUGCAAAGCUUAAGCAGGUUUCAAAACACUUUUUUUUUCUGCAUGUUCAGAAGUUCAAUGUUUGCUGGAGCAUU